Molecule: messenger RNA, 3075 nt
Organism: Xyrauchen texanus (razorback sucker)
Lineage: Eukaryota; Metazoa; Chordata; Actinopteri; Cypriniformes; Catostomidae
Gene: wdr25
Product: WD repeat domain 25
Exons: 6
Coding region: 888-2174 (428 amino acids)
Molecular function (GO): protein binding
Source: RefSeq, a predicted model, not a curated record
CUUUCAAAGGCAAGUCAGUUCACUCGGCGGCCAUCUUCGGAACUCUAACGGCCAGCUCUUUUCUGUGUAUUCAAGCGACAUAAAUGUGCACCUCCUUUCUACUUGAAUGAAGAAAGACCGAAAUCUCCAAAACAGUAGGCCAGGAUUCCAACCAAAAAACACAUUUCAAAUCAGCAGUAAAAUCUGACAACAAUUGUCUCAUAAAUUUAACUUUAGCUCAGAACACGGUAAUAAAAAGCGCAUGCGUGUUCUCGAGCUGCGUGGUCUCUGCUAAACUGUCUCUGCUAUUACAACAUUACCUCGUUACCGUGAAAGAAACAAUAAAAACAAAUAUAUAUUUUUAGGCAUACUCUUUCUAAAAUAAGAGUAAUAGAUGCGGGAUAUUUAAUAUAUAUCUUAUUUUAUUAGUAAUUAUUAAAAUGAGACUCUUAUUUUGACGUAUACGAGAAACAUCGGUUUACAGUUCCGGAACGCGCUUCCUGGUUUUCAGUUUAAACUUCAAAUUAAUCUGCGCGACGCGAAAAUGGUCAUUUAAAUGAUUACUAACGGAUAUAAACGCGAAUAUUGAAAUAUAUCAGGCUAUAUACUUAUAUAAAUGCGAUUAUUUUCAAAAGCAAAUGCUCAUAUUAUGAUAUAACUGUGCUUGUUUACAAGUACGGUAUAGAUAAUGUUAAUAUUAAAGUGAGUUUUGUGGUUUUUAUCCAGUCUAAUUUCUUCCGAUGCUUUAAUUUAUUAUAAGAAUAUAUUUCUUGCCUAUUUCGGCUCUUUCUGUUUGUUAUGAUCUUCAUUUAAAGUUGUGAGACAUCAUCCGCGUCACUGAAAAGGGUGUGGCCUAUAGUUUGAGGUUUAUAAACAGUGGAGUAGCCGUAAACUUUAGUAAGUGUCAUAUGGCUUCUCUGGUGGAUUAUGAGGAUUCUGACAGUGAUGAAGCUCCUCGGCCUCUUCUGGACCUGUGUAAAGAUCAGCACUUCAUGACGAACUCCUCCUCGUGUUCUUCAUCAUCACUCUCGCGUGUGUCAGUAACACAGUCUUUAGCUGGUUCAUCAUGUCUGAAGAGAGUUCAGCCGAACCGAGCUGCAGUCAGGCCGUAUGUUGCUAAGAGACCGCGUGUGUCCGCAGCCGAACCCGAAGCAGUAGCAGCAGAACCGGACUACUCACGGGCCGCGGGCUCUCAUCAGUUGCUGUUUCAGGAGUCACACUCAAUCCGCCCGUUUGUGGGACGGAAUCACGGGCGCUCGGAGCUGCCGCGGCGGGUUCGCUGGUCUGUUCGGGCUCAUGAGGGUCCAGUGAACACUCUGCAGUGGAGUCCAGUGGAACAUCUCAGUCAUCUGCUGCUGUCAGCAUCCAUGGACCGAACCUGCAAGGUGUGGGAUGGUAUUGACAGUGGGCGGUGCUUACAGACAUACUCCGCCCAUGGAGGUGCCGUCCGUGAUGCCUGUUGGCUGCCGUGUGGGCGACGCCUCCUGUCGGGAUCGUUUGACGGCAGCGUGGCACUCACUGAUGUGGAGACGGGUAAGACAGUGGUAAAGAUGGAGAAUGAGUUUAAGGUGGGCUGUGUCGCCCCUCGACCUUCUGACCCCGAUGUGUUCCUGUGUGGAGGCUUCAGUUCAGAGGUCAAAGCCUGGGACACUCGCUCCUGUAAGGUGUUGCGUGUGUUUAAGGCUGAUGUUCAGCAGACGCUCGACAUCUUGUUUCUGAGUGACGGAGAGUUUGUGAGCAGCACUGACGCUGUUAGUCGAGACUCUGCAGAGAGAACGCUCAUCGCCUGGGACUUAAACACCACCGCCAAAAUCUCCAACCAGAUAUUCCACGAGCGUUACACCUGCCCAUGUCUGACGUCUCACCCGCUGGAGAAGAGUUUCGUGGCUCAGACGAAUGGCAGCUACAUCGCCCUGUUUUCAGCCCAGCGGCCGUACAGAAUGAAUAAGAGACGGCGAUAUGAAGGACAUGAGGUGGAGGGAUUCGCGGUGCAUUGUGGGUUCUCUGCAGACGGACGUGUUCUGGUGUCGGGCAGCUCUACCGGUUCUGUUCACUUCUACGACUUUCAGAGUUCACGACCUCUGAACACGCUACAGGCUCACGAACAUGCGUGCAUUUGUGCCGCGCUGCAUCCCGUGUUACCUGCCGCGAUGGCCUCGUGUGAUUGGUCAGGACAAAUCAAAAUAUGGAAUUAAUCGUGUUUAUUGAUCACAGUUGAACUGUAUCUGCAAACUGAACAUUUCCAUUUCUGACUUAUUUCUUGCAGUUUCUCAGUGAUUAUCCGGAAUAAUCUUCAUUAUUAAUGAUCUCAUUAUAUCAGAAUAAGAUGAUGAACUGUCACUGAUGCAAAAUAAACCUGAAUGUCGCAGGAAAAAGAUGCGAAUAAAGCUGCGUUUCCUUCCAAGUUAUCAAGAGAACAAAAUAGUUUGUAUCAGUAGAAAACCUCAUGAUUGGUUGAUUGCCCUGCAGCGUCUCUCUCCUGCACCAAUGAGAGCGCUUGACGAUCAGAUAUAUGCUGGUGAUGUCACAGAUGUUCAUUAGAAUGACAUUAAAUGAGUCCAUUAUUCUUAUUUAUUUAGGAAAGAAAUCUACAGCAAAACAGAGACAUGCAUGAAACAGAUGAGCAGUUUUCCCUGGAGCAUUAGCAGGACGAGACCGCAGGAUUCCCAACACAGAAAACUUACAUGAUCAUGUUUAAUGCAGAUAAAUAUUGAGAAAUCACACGUGUAUGAUGCUGGUCCAUGUGUGUGGAAGAACGACAGUGAUGCUCGUGUAAAAACAUCUUUGAGGCACCUUCAGUCGAGUCUUCUGAGGUGAUCUGAGAUCAGCGGAGACUCAAAUACAGCAUAAACAUCUCAUGACUGUUCAUACUGUUAUAGUCAUUAUAGAUCAGGGGUGCCACACUUUAUUGUGUGAUGAUCUACUUUUAAAUGAGCAACUCAAUCAGAUCCACCAACUUAAAAACACAGUUUCAUUUAAAAUAAGAAAAUGCUUGUUGGGACUACUGCAUGUAUCCCUACAUGGAAUUCAUCUUCUAAUUAAUAAACAAAUAUAUAAUAAUGUUCAAUGUUGAUAUCAUUCAGUUUUAACACUAAA